ACCCUAGAAAAACAAUUGAUGUUGCAGAAGUUAAUGGGAAGCCAAUUAGUAACGGGAUCCACCUUUUUCUACACAAAGUCAGACUUAGGGAUAACACUACUAUGUAGUACACAUAUUCCCCUGUCUCUCUGUUCAAUUACUGCAGAAGCAGCCUCAAACAAAAACAUCAUUAUACUACUGCGACAAUUGCUUAGCAAGCUACAUAGAACACUACAAAUCCACGUUAGAUGGAAAAAAGGACACAAAUGCUUUUCUAUAUUCUAGCAAAUUACAAAAAACAAAAACAAACUAACAAUGAGUGCGGGAGCCAACGAAUGCAUCAAAUGGAACAGGAAGAAACAUCAAAGGACGGUCGUUGUACCUUGAACACGAUGAAAUUGAUUUCCUUGAGGUAAGGCUUUUAAAAUAGCAUAAACAUGCCUGCAAAAAAGAAAUUAGUACAUCAAAAGCAUGCAUUCUCUAACUUGUUUUCAUGAAUGCAGAGUGGAUCAUGUUCUUAUACAGAGCUUCUACAUGGUGGGUCAUUUUCUUACACUGAGCUUCUACAUGCACAAAUGUAUCAAAGUAUGACAAAUAGCAUGGAAUGCGAUAGAACUGACCUGGACAACAAAUUCAACACACCAGAAGCAGGAGAAGAUAUCCAUUCAGAACAAAAUGAAUCACCGGCAAAUCGAGCGGGAGCAGAAAAUCCAUGGAAUAUCAGUCUAUUUGACAGUAUGGAGUUAGAUAAGGUGAAUGAUGAGCAAAACUAUCAACAACCAUCUACAUUUGCAAGAGAAGAACAACAGUUGCCCAGCAAAGAAUCAGAAGACACUCCAGCAAGUGAGAAACAGAAUGGCACACACAAUACAAGACAAGGACAAGAAGAAGAAUUCCUAAAUGAGGAUGACAUUCAGAACUUCUUAGAAAAUGAAGAAGCAUCAGCUAAGGAAGGAAACUUAAGGAAUGUCGACAGUGUUACAAAACCCGCAGUAGGAAUGAGAUUCAAGAGCAAGCAAGAAGGCCAGGAGUUCUUUAAUUUCUACUCACAUGUGGCCGGAUUCUCUGUCACAACAGUUGCUGUAAAGAGGACUAGCAGUAAGCAGAGGAACAAUGAGAUAACACAAAUCACCAUGAAAUGCAACAAACAUGGGAAAACAAAAGAGGUGGAGGCAGAAAGUGUAGUUCCAAUCAGGAAAAGUACAGUAAUAGCAAAGACGAACUAUAAAGUAGUUCUGGUACUAUCAGAAAAAGAAGGAACUUGGGAAGUGACAAGAGUUAACUUGGAUCACAACCAUGAGCUAACACCAAACAGCAGAUUCUUCAGGUCACACAAGUAUAUGUCUGAUGAAGAAAAAUGCUUGAUCAGGACUCUGAAAAGAACAAAUCUAGAGACAAGGAGAAUCAUGGCAAUCCUAGCAUAUCUCCGGGGAGGAUUGGCAUUGCUGCCAUACACAAAAAAACAUGUAACGAACUAUGCAGGCACAAUCAACAGAGAAGUGACAAACACUGACAUGAUGGAAGUAGUUCGCAUGUUCAACAAGAAACAAGUAGAGAGCCCUGGAUUCUAUUAUUCAUUUGAGUUGGAUGAAGAAAACAAAGUGAGGAGCAUCUUCUAGGCUAAUGCAAAGUCAAGGCUAAUGUACGACAUAUGUGGAGACUGCAUCAGUUUCGACACUACUUUCCUAACAAACAAGUACAAUCUGCCCUUCGCACCAUUUGUUGGAGUGUCACCACAUGGAAACACCUAUCUAUUUGCUUGCGCAUUCAUAGUGGAUGAGAAAGCAAACACCUUCACUUGGCUAUUCAACCAAUUCUUAACAGCAAUGGGAGGAAAACAUCCUAUAUCUAUAAUCACUGAUCAAGACAAAGCAAUGGAUGCAGCAAUCAGAAAUGUAUUUACAAAAGCAAUACACAGAGUUUGCUUGUUCCACAUAAAGAAGAAAGCAGAGGAGAAGGCAGGACCUUGUUUCCAAGCUAAUGAAGGGUUGUAUGAGGACUUCCAGGACAUUAUAGACAACUCACUCACAAUUGAAGAGUUCAAAACAAACUGGACAGAGAUGAUAGCUAAAUAUGAAGUUCAACAUAUCAAGUACUUCAAUGAUAUGUGGGAAGCAAGACAAAAGUUUGUUCCUGUGUACUUCAAAGACAAGUUCUUUCCUUUCAUUCAAACCACGGCGAGGAGCGAAGGAACAAAUUCAUUGUUCAAGAAAGGAGUUGGGGCAAAAUUCAGUGUUACAAGUUUCCUAAGAGAGUAUGAUAGGAUAAUAGAUGUCAUCCAAGACAGGGAACAAGAGUGUGAUCAUUUAUCAAGGAACAAGAAGGUUGCACUGAAGAAAUUUGGUCUAAGUAUGGCAUUGAAAGACAAGUGCAUGAACUAUACAACAUAGGCAUAUUCAGGAAGUUUCAGAAAAAAUGGAAGACAAAACAAGGCUACAUAUAACAGAGCAUGAGAAGGACAGGAGCUAUCUUGUGUACCAAGCCGAGAACUAUCCUUUGAAAGAGCGUCGAAAAAACCAAUACCUAGUGCAAAUGGACUUGAACUAUGAAGAAUACUCAUGCAUAUGUUGUGGAUUCCAGAAAGAUGGGUUACUCUGCUCACACAUACUGAAAGUGAUGCUCCAUUUGAAUAGGGAAAAGAUACCAGAGAAGUAUAUAAUUGACAGGUGGAGGAAAAGUGACCAAAAGAUACAUUCAACUGAUCCACCUCCAAUUGUGGCUGAGAACUCGACACUAAGGUACAAUGUUCUGCAGAGAAAACUAGUAUAUGUCUCAUCGAAUGCAUCAAAGAAGAAAAGAAAAUACGAGUACUUCCUAAGAGAAAUAGAUAGGAUACAAAAGAGGUUGGAGGAGAUGGAUGAAGAAUCAGAAAGUGACAUGAAUGUCCAGAGUGGAUCUACUAGAACAGUGACAGCUGUAGCUACAAACAUAGAAGCAGAAGAGACUACAUCCAGGAUGAACAUACAAGACCCUGAUGUUUCUGCUACAAAAGGCCGCCCUAGGAUGCUAAGUAUCAGAGAAGCUAUCAAACAGAACAAGUUCUACAAAUGCAGCCAUUGCCAUUCUGACAGGCACACAAUAAAGAAUUGUACGAACUUGGAUAAAGAGUACAAUCUACAAAAGAGAAGGAGAGCAAAACAGUCAAACCCAAGGAAUGUAAAGAAAGGACAGAAGACACAGAAGAAGCAGAUGACUGGAGAAGAGAAAGUAACUGAAGGAAGAUCAGGGAUGCUCGAUGAACCGUUCCUGCAAUAGGGACAAAAUCCUAUAGCUAGAGAUGACCAUUUGGAAGACAGAGACACCUAGGGGGCAAGAAGCUACUGGUACAAACACAAGCGAAAAAGAACUGAUAUAUAUGGGCAUAACUACUUUUGUAUGAGAUUGGGUACUGCCUAUGUAACGAACUUUUCAGUUGUGGAGAAGUUUUUGUAAGAACUGAUAAAAUGUUAGUUACUACAUGCUUGAGUAUCUUUCUAAUUUUAAUGUCUGAAGAGUUUCUUAAACAAUUUAUCCUAGAGAACAAUGUAGUGAACUGAAAGCAAGACAUAAACCCCAAUAUAUAAAAUGGUAAAAUGGCAAGGUACAGAAAACAAAACUAACCUCUGAUACAGAGUUUGAGAAAUCAUCAGUAGACCGUCAAAAAUUAGUAGCUUAACCUGCACAAAAAUAAAAUAAAAAAACACAACAAAAUGUGGAGAAGGAUAGGGUGAGAUACAAGAAACAAAGAUCAUUAAGAAAAAAAGUGACACCUCGAACAUAUUAUUAAGAUCAAUAAGCAAAAUAAAAAGCAUACUACUAGUGUCCUGAAAAUAAGUAUAGAUCAUUAAGAUCAAUAAGCAAGAUAAAAAAGCAUACUACUAGUGUCCUGAAAAUAAGUACUGUCGAGCAACACCAACAUAGACAUCGCAAAAAAAACCCAGCUUACAAUCAAAAUGGAACAUACUAUCACUACUAAAAACAUAACACUACUAUCCACAACAAAUGCAUGAUAACUUUUCUUCAAACAACAUGCUAAUGAAAAAAAAAACCAGCCACCACUCCAGCUAUGACUACACGUGUCCUAAACAUCAGUUGGCAUUGUCUUCCAGCUAUGAAUACACGUGUCCUAAACAUCAGUUGGCAUUGUCUUCCUACAAAAAAAAUCAAAGAAAGCCAGACUAGUAAAAAGAAAAAGUAAAAGUAAAAAUGAGGAGACAAAAAAACAAUACAUGACAAGGAAAAUAAAAACAUACAUGAAGAAAGAAAUCAGUCACAAAAGAUUUGUCGCAGCUGUUCAAGGGGCUGAAGAACAUCUCAUUUGCAUAUCUGAUCCUAAGAUUUAAAAUGUCUGCACUAGAGAAAAGGUUUGCCAUUUGGGUUCCUGGUGUGAAUAUCUCCAUAAACUUGAAUGUGAAGACACCACCGUCAUCGCUGAAAAAGAAAAAAAACAAAUAAGAAAUAGAAGCGUAGCUAUCAUAAAUCCUAUAUAGAAAAACAAAACAUAAAAAGCAAAAAUAAAAAAAUACCAAUUAUCUUGCGUAGGAACAGCUGGAUAUAGCACAUCAAAGGAUUCGAAAGCAAUCCUUCUAUUCAUCAUAGGAGUGACAAACUCAUGCCAAAGACUAGUGAAAUUAUUAACCUGUGGUGGAACUAAAAAAU
Messenger RNA from Hordeum vulgare subsp. vulgare (domesticated barley), 4617 nucleotides. RefSeq names its product protein FAR1-RELATED SEQUENCE 2-like. The coding region runs from base 2395 to 3234 and encodes 279 amino acids. The transcript is spliced from 4 exons. Gene Ontology annotation, molecular function: zinc ion binding. The record is from RefSeq and is a predicted model, not a curated record. Lineage: Eukaryota; Viridiplantae; Streptophyta; Magnoliopsida; Poales; Poaceae.